AUGGUGGAGAUCAUCGCCGACAAAGAGUCCGGCAAGAAGCGCGGCUUCGGCUUCGUCCACUUCACCAACCACGACGCUGCGGACAAGGCGGCCGUGGUGAAGUUCCAUCACAUCAAUGGGCACCGCGUGGAGGUGAAGAAGGCCGUGCCCCGAGGACGGGGCAGAGGAGGCGGCGGCUCUGCCAACGGCUUCUCCGGGGGGAGGGAAAGCUAUGGAGGCGGCUACGAGGGCGGCUAUGGCGGCGGAGGCGGCUACAGCUCCUAUGCAGGCUACGGCGAGCAGGGCGGCUACGGCAACGGCUACAAUGGCUUCGGCUCGGGAACCAGCGGCUGGGGGCGCAAUAGCAGCUCGGGCCCUUACCAUGGAGCCGGGGCCUACGGAGGGGGCGGAUCUUACGGCUCUUUCUGA
Messenger RNA from Staurois parvus, 408 nucleotides. The record is from the annotation of a GenBank genome assembly. NCBI's taxonomy places the organism in Eukaryota, Metazoa, Chordata, Amphibia, Anura, Ranidae.